AUGUCCCAUCCUCCAGAGCCAACUCCUGACUCACACCCUCAACAUACCCAGCAAAACUACGAUCAACAUCUAUCAGAUGCUACCCUUCACGCCCUUGUUGAUCCCUAUGGACUCGACAUCGCCCCCGAACUUCUAGGUGCUGAAGGUCAACCCGAUCCCGUGCAUAGGAAACGUAAAACUCCUCCUCCCUCAACAGAAUCAUAUGACAUACCUCCUGAUGGUGUCCCUAGACUUCCUUGGGAAGAAGGAUACGAACCUGAAAACCCAACGGAUACUUCUCAAAUUGAUUUCCAGCCUCCUCAGAACGAAGAAACUCAAAUCGAUGGUGUGGCUGGUAUAGAAGGUGAAUCGUCAAGGAAUGUUGAAGAUGAAAGACCUGUCAAAAAGAAGAAAACAAGAACAAGACAUGCACAUACAGAACCUGAUUUACCUGAAGGAGAAGUUGAAUAUAGUCAUCCGAGUCAAGAUCCUAAAUUAGGACCUGUUUUCGUUCAUCCUGGUCCUAACGCCUCUCAAGCUUGUGUUAGAUGUCAUAGGAUCAAGAGGAAAUGCGAUACCAACAAACCUAGAUGUAUGGGUUGUACAAAAGCUGAUGUUCCUUGUGUUUUCGAAUUGACUCCUGCUACUUCAGCUUUUGUUCAAAUCUUAAAGUCUGAGAAACAAGAAAUAGCCACACAAUUAGCUACGGCUGAAGAAAGAAUACAUCAUCUUGAAUUGCUCGUUUCGACUUACGAACGUAAUGAACCUUUUCCUCCUCCAGAAUCGACACAGCCGGAUCAUAAUUUAGAAUUCGACAAUGAUAUCCCAUCGGAUCUUUCCACCCUGGCACAGACCGUCAUUGCUAUGCGAACGAAUUACCAGGUUCAGUCGGCUAUUUCUUCCGAUCUCAAAUCAUCAGUCACAGGUUUACAACUUCCUGCGUUUGAACUUGCUAGAGAAGCGGAAAACGCAUUUUUCGCUCACACCGAGAUGUCAUACCCAUUUUUGGAUCCAGUUGAAUUUGGGGCUAACAUGAGCGUUCUAUAUACUUUCACAGAGUCGAUCAUGCCGGUGGAAGAGAAAAGGAGGGAAUUCGUUUUCUUGAUGGUCACUGCUAUCGGGAUGGCAUUACGUCAGCAACAGGACGGGGUGAAGGGAAGUUCAAAAGAGUUGUUCGAAAGAGCAAAAUCUAGUUUGAAGUUUGCUCUGAAUGCGGAAGAUAUAAUUUGCUUGCAAAGUCUGAUGCUUCUUGCUAUUUACUCAACACUAGACACUUCUGCUGCACCACUUUGGCAUGUGGUUGGGCUAGCUGUUCGAGUGGCUACCGCUCUGAACCUUCACCGAUCAUGUGAAGCCGAUGACAAGCUCAGUUCCGAUGCUGUCGAACAAAGAAAAAAGCUUUUCUGGGCGGUUUACAACCUCGAACAUUUAGUCGCGUACACCUUGAACCGACCAUUGGCCAUAUCCGAUGAUAUCAUCACUGUCGAGAUGCCCACGGACACAUUCUCCAUAUCACUCACCACACGCACCAUCGAUUAUCGUCGAUUACUAGGAGAAAUCACUUCCACCCUCAGUCGACCUUCCGUCUUCAAAGACGAUGCUCCACAACGUUUACUCUCGUUACGUAUCAAAUUAGACGGUUGGCUCCCCUCCAUCCCUUCUUCAAAUCAUACAAUCGACCUUUCCUCUCAUGCAUAUUUCGAACUUCAAUACCAUUCAGCUUUAUCCACUUUAUACGCUCCAUCGCCAUUAUCACCCACCAUCUCUUCAGAAACCCUACAAACCCUUUACACAUCAAGCUGUAAAGCUGUCGAGUUGUUCCUUCUUGGGACAAAAUACAAAGUCCCAAUUUCUUUCCUUUCGGCCGUUCAACAACUACGCGCAGUCAUAGGAGUGUUAUACACUUUAUGUAUGGGUAUGAACAUCUCUUCUGAAGAAAAGGAAAAACGGAGGGAACAAUGUUCGGAAGUUUAUUCAAACGUAGGAAAAACUCUUCCAGAGGGUAAUUCAUUCACCAAAGCUUAUCUAGAACUACGAAGUUGUCUCACUACCGGAGAAAAGGAAAAGGCGACAGAGGUCAUGUUGUCCAUUUGGCGUGGACCGGGAGAAAUAGGGUUUGACUCGAGUCAAUUGAGUAUUGAAGGGGAGAAGAAAUCUUUGGAGAGGGAAGGGACGGUAUGGGGACAAUUGUAG
Messenger RNA from Tremella mesenterica DSM 1558, 2172 nucleotides. RefSeq lists its product as uncharacterized. Gene Ontology annotation, biological process: positive regulation of transcription by RNA polymerase II; DNA-templated transcription. Bases 1 to 2172 code for a protein of 723 amino acids. The transcript is spliced from 4 exons. The record is from RefSeq and is a predicted model, not a curated record. Gene Ontology annotation, molecular function: sequence-specific DNA binding; DNA-binding transcription factor activity, RNA polymerase II-specific; zinc ion binding. NCBI's taxonomy places the organism in Eukaryota, Fungi, Basidiomycota, Tremellomycetes, Tremellales, Tremellaceae.